UAGGUUGCGCACAAGCGCGCUGUCAAACGCACUUUUCUAGGUUAUAUACCCGUGACGUGAUAGUCGUGAUAGUCGUGAUACUCGUAAUCUGGACGGAACGGAAGCAGCGACAUUAAUCCCGGUCGCGGGGGACCGGGGACACCGCGGAGGACCAAGAUGCCAAUACCCAAAAAGAGUAAAGAAGACGCAAACAAGGAAGCCUAUAGUAUAGAUGCCUCACAGGAAGCCAAAUCCUUCUUAGAGAAAAUCAUGGGUGAUGUGAGCAAAUCUUCGGCAACCAAACAGAUCAUCAUUGGUAGCACAUCAGGAUGGGUAACUGGAUUCGUCACCAUGAAGAUUGGGAAGGUGGCAGCCUGUGCAGUCGGUGGUGGAAUCAUCAUGCUGCAAAUAGCUGCACAUCAGGGUUACAUAAAAAUUAACUGGGACAAGAUUAUGAGUAAAGCCGAGAAAAUAACAGAUAAAGUGGAAGAAAAGAUUACCGGCGAAGGACCAAAUUUCAUGGAUAAGGCCGAGAGAUUCGUCGAUAGAAAGCUGGAUAAAGCCGAGCGAUUGCUGAAACAAGGGAAGACCUGUACGCGGCGCUGGUACCACAUGUUGACCGGCGGCGACGAUAGCUUCCAGCCAACGGAAUUCCAUUUCUUUCUAGUCUCGUAUGUGGCGGGAGUUGCGAUUGGUAUCGCCACAGCUAACUAGGUAAUAAGUUGCUGCACUCUGAAUGCAACCAAGAGAAAGAUCGACAUUCAUGUCGCGUCAAAAAACAGCUGCUCUACUGCUAUUGACGCACAUGACAACGUCGUCGACGAGUAUAACAAUACAAUCAUGGAUGAGGUAAGAAAUAAGAUCAAUGUGUUGAAGAAAUGGGUCACGCGAAGUACGCUUAAUAAUCCUAGAUAAAUACCUUUAUUUUUUAGUCUGUUACUAUUGUUAGCGAUGAGUAAAACUUAUUCAUGCAUUAUGGAAUUGCUUAUAAUAUUUUUCCUCUUUUUAGAUUAUGAAGCAAGAAUAGAUAACGGAAUAGUUUCAAUCAAACAGUUUAUAUGAACUAUUUUAAGACCAACAUAUUUUAAGAUCAAUAAGUAGAAUAAACUUUACUCAUCGUUACUAUCUCUAGAGUUAAUACAUUAAACAAAUGAAAGUCCCUAAUGU
This is a messenger RNA of Trachymyrmex cornetzi, 1146 nucleotides long. Its product is annotated as FUN14 domain-containing protein 2. NCBI's taxonomy places the organism in Eukaryota, Metazoa, Arthropoda, Insecta, Hymenoptera, Formicidae. The record is from RefSeq and is a predicted model, not a curated record. Gene Ontology annotation, biological process: autophagy of mitochondrion. Gene Ontology annotation, cellular component: mitochondrial outer membrane. Bases 157 to 693 code for a protein of 178 amino acids. The transcript is spliced from 4 exons.